CGGCCAACAUACACAAUCGACCUCGUAUCUUGGACCUUGCCUGUUUCUCUCGGUUUGGUCGACUCUGCCUUCUGACUCUCCAGUGGCCCUGACACGGGAGUAUCCUACCACCGCAGAGCGUGAGAAGCAUAAAAAACACCGGAUCUUGUAUCAGUCCCAACGUCAUGGUGGGGAAGAGAGUUUGUGUGAUCGGCGCUGGCGUCAGUGGGUUGGCGUCCGCCGUGUGUGUCCAGCGUCAGUGUCCCAACGUUGAGGUCACUCUCGUGGCAGACGUGUUUUCACCCAAAACAACGUCGGACGUGUCUGGUGGGUUUUGGGAGCCAUAUUGUCUCGGGGAUACCCCUAAAGACCUCAUCAAAACAUGGAGCUCUGUGACGUGGGAUUAUCUCCUCAGUAUAUACAACUCUCCGGUCGCCCAAAGGGUUGGGUGUCAGCUGAUGUCGGGCUUCACACUGACUGACGGAGACUGUCCCGAUCCAGAUUUCAAAGAUCAAGUGUUUGGCUUCCGCCAGCUCACCGCUGAUGAGCUAAAACAGUUUCCAAUGGCAAGAAAUGGCAGCUUCCAUACGAGCGUGCAGAUUGAUGUCGAGCUGUACCUACAGUGGUUGAUGGAGAGGUUCACGCGUCAAGGUGGCAGAGUUCAGCAAAGAAAAGUAGAGUCUCUGGAGGAGAUGUCCGGCCAGUAUGACGUCGUGGUCAACUGUACAGGGAUGGGCUCCUGUACUCUCAUGCGGGACACGUCUCUCAAGCCAGUGCGAGGCCAAGUGCUGCGGAUGCAAGCUCCGUGGGUGAAACAUUUUUACCUCUUUAUAUCCAGCAAGGCUGCUGCAACCUACAUGUUUCCUUCCUGUCGCAGCCUUGUAGUCGGAGGAGUGGCACAAGAGGGGAACUGGAAUGAAGACGUGGAUGAGGCAGAUUCUCGGGACAUACACGAGAGGGCGCUCUUAUUAAUGCCCAGCCUCAAGGGAGUGAAGAUCGAGUCUGUGCGGACAGGUCUUAGGCCUGCAAGGACACAAGUUCGACUGGAGGCACAACAUCUGAAGAUGAGAUCAGGGGAGACACUACCAGUUGUACACAACUACGGCCACGGGGGUGCUGGGGUUACACUGCACUGGGGAUGUGCCCAACAUACGGCACGACUUGUCAAGGAAGCGCUGACAGCAAGCAAACUGUGACCAUAUUCCAAUUCACACUGAGAACAAGUUCAGAUUUGAAAUAUGAAUUUAUGUUUUUGUCACUAUCAAACGCACGCCUCAAUUGGAAGGAGUGUCCGGAACAGGACAAUAUAUUAUUCAUUAAAAAUGCGUUGAACCAGCAUUAUUUAGAGUCCACAGUCCACAAUGGACACUUAUAAUCCACACUUUGACAACAUGUCAAGUUAAUUUUGGAGGAUAGCCCAAAGAGCUAAUUUAUUAAAAGUAUUGAAAAUCAAAAUGAAAUUGAAGUUAUGGCAAGGUAGACAUGGCUUCGUCUUGA
Molecule: messenger RNA, 1476 nt
Organism: Haliotis rubra (blacklip abalone)
Lineage: Eukaryota; Metazoa; Mollusca; Gastropoda; Lepetellida; Haliotidae
Product: D-amino-acid oxidase-like
Exons: 11
Coding region: 165-1175 (336 amino acids)
Molecular function (GO): FAD binding; D-amino-acid oxidase activity
Source: RefSeq, a predicted model, not a curated record